Messenger RNA from Rhagoletis zephyria (snowberry fruit fly), 1803 nucleotides. The record is from RefSeq and is a predicted model, not a curated record. Lineage: Eukaryota; Metazoa; Arthropoda; Insecta; Diptera; Tephritidae.
AUGCAUGUGAUGAUCUACGCGGAAAAUGGCAUCGAGUGGUUCUACACCUGUCUCGCACUGGCCCGACUCAACGCCGUCACUGUGACGCUCUUCUCGACGCUUUCAGACGACGGCGUAGUUUAUGGCCUCAACCAGAGCGAUGCACCAUUUGUCGUCACUUCAGAGUCACUGCUGCCCAAACUGAACGCCCUGUCGGGACAGCUUGAAAAGCUGAAAAACAUUGUCUACAUUCGAAAUGACAAACAGUCACACGACUCUUCCUCAAUAGCAGUAGUUGAUGAGCUAAAAGCAAAAGAUUUUAAUGUGCACGCCUACGAUCAGGUGGAGGCUACUGGCCAACAGUUGCCUGCUUGCGAUUUUCCUCCACCGGCGCCUGAGGAUUUGUGCAUCAUCAUGUAUACAUCGGGAACAACAGGUUUACCUAAAGGAGUAAAAAUUUCACAUAAAAACUUUUGUCAAACGCUGCUCAACUUGCUGCGAUAUGAUGAGGAAAAUGGCUUUAUUGUCUUCAAAAGCGUCUACCCUGGUUACCUGCCAAUGGGUCACGUGUUUGGGUAUAUGAUGAAUAUUGGAAUGCUACUUUCAGAUUCAAAGAUUGCCUUUUGCAACGCAUUUACCCUGCUGGACUCAAGUCCGGCGCACAUCAAAGGACAGGUGGGCGAUCUGCGUUUGAUUGCGCCUGAAUUUUUUGUAGCAGUACCCCUCGUCUUAGAGCGCAUUCAAAAGGAGAUCUACCGUAAACUGAACACAGUUUCGCCUAUAGCUGCGCCCAUUUUCACCUACCUGAUGGACUACAAAAUUCGCUGGACGCAACGAGGUUUUGACACGCCCAUCAUCAAUCGACUCGUUUCCAAACGCAUCCGUGAUCAGUUUGGCGGUCGCCUAAAGUUGAUGGUGGUCAGCAGUGCACCGUUGAACGCUCGCACUCAAGCAUUGAUUCAGGCGGCACUUGACUGCAAAGUGGUCAUUGCAUAUGGAUCCACUGAAAUGACCGGCACAUCGCACGUUCUUCCGCUAAAUUUGAUAGGUUCCGACUCUUUUGGAAAUACAGGGGUUCCCUGGCACAACUUUUCUUUCUAUUUGAAAGACUGGAAAGAAGGCGGCUACUCAACGAAAGAUAAACCCCAUCCAAGAGGUGAAGUGGUUGUGGGUGGCGUUUGUGUGGCCAAUGGUUACUACAAAAUGGAAAAAGAAACUGCAGAAGUGUUUUUUAAAGACGAGGACGGCAAACGAUGGUUAGAAACGGGUGACAUUGGCGAAGUGCUGCCCAAUGGUACACUGAAAAUUAUUGAUCGACGAAAGGAUUUGCAAAAGCUGGCUAACGGCGAGUUUGUCUCACUAGGAAAAAUUGAAUCAUCAUUGCGGAACUCGCCUUUUGUGGAGAACAUCUGCGUUUGUAAUGACCGAUUCUCCAAUCACCUCACUGCCGUCAUCUCUCCCAACAAGCAAGCAUUAGUUGAACUAGGCGGCAAACUGGGCAAAUCUGCCUCAUUUGAAAAACUCUGCUCUGACGAGGUAAUAAAAAGUGCCGUGCUGCAGUCACUGAAGCAAUUAGCCAUCAGCGAACUGGGCCUGAAACCGAAAGAGGUCCCUGUGGCGAUUACCCUGGUCAAAGAAACCUGGGACCAGGAUAACGGUCUGCUGACGGCGGCGAUGAAGAUGAAACGAAAACAAGUGAACGACUUUUAUCAGGCGGAAAUACAGACAAUGUUUGAGCAGCUUGCGCAAACAGCGCCCGCCACUUCAAACAGCAACGACCAGCAACCGCAGCAAACAUCAACACCUAAUGUAGCCCAGCAAUAG